Molecule: messenger RNA, 1725 nt
Organism: Rhagoletis zephyria (snowberry fruit fly)
Lineage: Eukaryota; Metazoa; Arthropoda; Insecta; Diptera; Tephritidae
Source: RefSeq, a predicted model, not a curated record
AUGGCACGCAACAAGAUGAGCGUCAAGGCAAGAAAGAAGCGAGCUCUUGCCUACAUGACUCGUGGACAGGCGCUGCGAAAAUUGCAAUUGCCUCUCAAGGAUUUCAGGCGACUCUGCAUCAUCAAGGGAAUUUACCCAGUUGAGCCGAAAAACAAGAAAAUAAAUCCCACUUCGCAGACGCGCACCUACUACCUGCGAAAAGACAUUCAAUUCUUAGGCCAUGAGCCAAUUAUUUGGAAGUUUUGGGACUUUAAGAUUUUUAUGAAACGCAUUGCUAAAGCAAAAGGCCGAAAAGAUGCUGAAUCUGUCAAGCGAAUUCGCGAAAAUAAACCAUUUUACAAACUGGACCACAUUGUCAAAGAGAGGUACCCUACAUUUAUCGAUGCCUUGCGAGACUUGGACGAUGCUCUGUCAAUGUGCUUUCUGUAUGCAAGAUUCGGCAAAUCAAAGCUUCUUCCGCUGGAAAUGAUUGAGCUGUCUCGCCGACUGACCUUGGAAUUUAUGUACUACGUUAUGGAGACAAAGUCAUUGCGGCGUGUUUUCAUCUCCAUCAAAGGCUACUAUUACGAAGCCAAUAUUAUGGGUCAAAACAUUCGCUGGGUCGUCCCGCAUCACUUUGUGCUCACUCGCGUGCCAGAUGUUGACUUUCAAGUGAUGAAAACAUUUACCGAGUUUUAUAUUACCCUUCUGGGCUUUGUCAACUACAAGCUCUACACUUCCAAUUCGUUUUGCUAUCCACCAAAGAUUUACGAGUCGAAAAGCGUGAAAUCAAUUGGCGAUGCUAAUGAAAAAGAUGUUGAGGAAGAAGAGGAAGCAGAUACCGACGAAGCGAUUGCCGCUUUGAAUGCGCCUCUGUUGGGCCAUCAAGGCAACGUUGUUCUCGACGAGCGACAAAACAUCGACAAUUUUGAAGGCGAAGAUGACGAACCGGCUAAAUUCGGUUCAGCCGUGCUUACUUUCCACCAGCUUCAAAAGUUGCAGGCACUUUUCGCAGGAAUGAAGUUUUUCAUCAAUCGUGAAGUGCCACGCGAAUCACUGUGCUUUGCCAUUCGCUCAUUCUCUGGCGAAGUGUCUUGGGACAAAACACUCUUUCCUGGUGCCACUUUCAGUGAAGACGACGAAACAAUUACCCACCAAAUUGUUGACCGAGAUGACGUGCCGAAAAAGUACCUGAACCGGUAUUACAUUCAGCCGCAGUGGGUUUUCGAUUGCAUCAACGCUCGAGCACUACUUCCUGUGCAAAACUACUUUAUGGGCGCAAAACUGCCGCCGCACAUCAGUCCUUUUGUGGAGGAGAAGCCGGGCGACUACGUUCCACCAGAAAAGCUGGCAAUGCUUGGACUUAAAGAUGAUGUCGAAAUGGAAGAAAGUGAAAACGAAGAAGAGGCGAACGACCAACAGAACGCUGAUGAGGAAGAUGAAGAGGUAAAAACAAAGUCUACUAAACAGACUAAACAAAAGGAUAAGGUGCCGGUUAAUGGAAACAGUGCCGAUGGACAGACUGUGGUUCGAAAGGGUCAGUUGAGCAAGGUCAACAAAGCCUGGCAAGAGGAGAAUCUAAAGAACGAGGAGAAACGACUGAAGGUGAUGAUGAUGCCAAAAAAGAAAAAGCAACUGUACACUCGAAUUGUAAAAAGUAUCAAGCACAAAAAUCGCGACGCUGAGAAACUGAAACGCAAGCGCGAUGAUUAUGACCAACAAACGAAGAAAUCGAAAAAAGUCUAG